Molecule: messenger RNA, 561 nt
Organism: Notothenia coriiceps (black rockcod)
Lineage: Eukaryota; Metazoa; Chordata; Actinopteri; Perciformes; Nototheniidae
Product: glioma tumor suppressor candidate region gene 1 protein
Exons: 4
Biological process (GO): positive regulation of DNA-templated transcription
Cellular component (GO): SWI/SNF complex
Source: RefSeq, a predicted model, not a curated record
GUUGACAUGGAGGAUGAAGAUGGGACUUGUCUACUUGAUGUUUUGUGUGACCCCCAAGCCCUGAACGACUUCCUUUAUGGGACCAAUGAGCUGCAGACUGAAGACCUGCUCAUUAACUCCUCCUCUGGGGGGGGUUCACUCUUCACAGACGCCCCGAGCCCCGGCUCUCUGCUUGGAGACGGCAGCGACCCCCCGGACUCGCCCCCCCCCGGCUGUGUGGAUCUGUCCUUCCUGGAGGAGGCGCUCCUGUCCUCUCCGGAGGGUGAGGAGGACCCCGAGGAGGAGCUGCGGGGGACGACACCUGUGCAGACUGGAUAUGAGGGGAAGAAGGGGGGGGUGCAGUGUGACAUCCUGCAGCAGAGCCUCCAGGAGGCCCAGAUCACGGAGCAGACCAUGGCUCUGGAUCCCGGGGGGGAUAACCUGUCGCUGUACUCGCCCCCCUUCAUACCCAGGGACACCCAGGCAGCGGUGGACCCCCCCCAGCCUUCCCUGCUGGCCGUGGGGCCCGGCUGCCCCUCCCUGAAGCCGGCCGCCCAGCUGAUGGGGCUCCUGCCUGGGAAC